GUACGAAAGGAACAAUCAGACAUCUAUCAUCAUCAUGGUAUGCACUAUAAUCACACUCGCACAGAAUUCCCUGACAGAGUCAGACACAACACUCAGAUCUCUCUUCAUCGAUUAAUACACUUUUGCAUAAACAAAACAAUUCUUGAAAUCUUGGCAAGGAAAAACAGAAAACCCUUUUCCCCACUCUCUCUCUCCUGCCCUUUUGUUUCCUCCCGUUGGAAGCCACACACACACACACAACAAACAGCAGAGUAAGUGUGACUGUGAAGAAAUGUUCCACAUGGAAGAGAAAUAAGUGUUCCUUUCAGUCCCAGCAAAAUCCAAUGCCAUUCUAGUUUCUGAUUCCACUUUCUUGAAUGAAAAGGAUAAUGUGACCAUAUAAUGCGUCGUGCUCGUGUGUGUAUAUAUACUUGUCUCUUGGAUUCUUGUUUUUCCAAGAUUUUGUAAUGUGGGCUCUUGUUUGUUUGGGUUGUUUGAGUGGAAUGUGGGUGGUUUUCAAGAAUUUGUAGGGUUUGCCCUGGAGGUGAUUUUGGUGGGAUCUUGGUCCCAAGAAUGGCGCUUUUUCGCAAAUUUUUCUACCGGAAACCGCCUGAAGGGCUCUUGGAGAUCUCCGACAGGGUUUAUGUCUUUGACUGCUGCUUCACUGCCAAUCUUAUCGAGCGCAAUGAGUAUGAAGUCUAUAUAGGGUGCAUUUUGAAUCAACUCCACGAAUACUUCCCGGAUUCUUCAUUCAUGGUUUUUAACUUUGAAGAUGAAGAAAAUACAGGCCAGAUUACUGAAGUAUUAUCCGAGUAUGUUACGACUGUAAUCGACUAUCCUAGCCAGUAUGAAAACUGCCCAUUACUCACCCUGGAAAUGAUUCACCACUUCUUGAAAUCAAGUGAAAGUUGGCUUUGCAUUGGGCAGAGGAAUGUACUCUUGAUGCAUUGCGAGAAUCGUGCUUUACCGAUACUGGCGUUCAUGCUGGCUGCUUUGUUGAUUUAUAUGAAGCAAUAUACAGGGGAACAAAGAACUUUAGAGAUGAUAUACAAGCAAGCACCUCAACAGCUUUUGCAAUUAUUGUUGCCUCUGAAUCCGCUACCUUCGCAGUUGAGGUAUCUACAGUAUGUCUCAAGAAGGAACAUUGGUUCGAGGUGGCCCCCAUUGGAUAGAGCGCUGACAUUAGACUGCAUCAUCCUUAGAGUCAUUCCUGAUAUGGAUGGGAAAGGUGGUUGCCGUCCCCUCGUUAGGAUAUACGGGCAGGAUCCUUUGAUGGCUGCUGAUCGAACGACUAAGGUGCUCUUCUCUAUGCCGAAAAGGACCAAAACUGUGGGGUAUGUCAAACAGGCAGAUUGUGAACUUGUUAAAAUUGAUAUCAAUUGCCAUGUACAAGGUGAUGUUGUUCUUGAGUGUAUUACAUUGGAUGAAAACCUAGAACAUGAAGAAAUGAUGUUCCGUGUGAUGUUCAAUACGGCGUUUAUCAGAUCAAAUAUAUUGAUGCUCACCCGUGAUGAAAUCGAUAUACUGUGGAAUGCCAAGGAUCAGUUUCCCAAGGACUUCAGAGCAGAGGUUCUUUUCUCGGAGAUGGAUUCUUCUUCUUCACUUGUCGGGCCUGAUUUGCCUGGGAUCCAAGACAAAGAGGGCCUUCCUAUUGAAGCAUUUGCCAAAGUUCAAGAUAUAUUUGACAACCUAGAUUGGCAAGAUUCGGAAACAGAUAUUGCCUUAAAUAUGAUUCAACAAAUGACAGCCUCCAGUAUUCUCCAGGAGACACUGGAGAUUGCUGCUUCGCCGAGUUCCAGAAAAGGAAACUGGCAGACUGUUUUCUCCAAGAGUGUGAAAGAUGAACAACUAGAGUGUAUUUUUCUCCGGAAUGCUUUACAAAAAAAGCUAGAGAACUCCUCUAUUCAAUCUGAAGUAACAUCGAUGACUGCUUCACCUCAGUCUGUCCAAGACCAGAACUUUUUCACUGUUUGUCCUGAUUGUAAGAAAGAGGGCAGAUUUCUUGAAGCAAGUAGUGACAUUGUUUCAGAGAGUCCAAAAUCUGAAGCUUCUGGAAAUGACACCACUGAAAAACCAUCUGUAGCCUCAAAAUCGUCCCUUGAUUUGAAUUUUAUGGCAAAGAAGAAUGACACCAGUGAACUGCAAGUUUCUGUUCAAAGGCCUGCUCAAUCUAAAAUCAUAUCACCACGAAUUUCUCCAACUUCACUAUCUACUCCAACUUCACUUUCUAAUUCCUCCCAAAGUUCACCUGUAGCUCUCUCAAGAUACCGUAGCCCCUCCACAGCACUUGGGAUUACUGCACUUCUGCAUGAUCAUGCUGGCUUUAGUGCAGACUCUUCUAUCUCAACAUCUGCUCCGUGUGCAUCGAAGCCUGUGCAAUCCACUAAUUCAUCUGUGCCGGCUCUAGAACGACUCCCCCCAGAGAACAAUUCAAUAUCAGGAUCAAAAGUUUCUCCUUGUCAUCCUGCUCCUCCACCACCAUUACAAUCUAACUCCUACUCAUCUGUUUCGGAACUGCCACAUACUUCACUUAAUCCUGACACUGGUAUGUCAGAGGAAGCUGCACCUUCUUGUAGGCAGCAAACUUCAGCUUCCUUGUCUCCAUCCCAAACUCCGCAUCCAUCCUCAGUCACAUCUGAACUUCCCUCAGCUCCAGAUACCUUAUCAGCUUCUCGACCAAAGCACCCCUCUCCACCUUCUCCCUCAGGAACAGCUCCACUUCAAUCUCUGUUAUCAGCACCUUUACCUCCCCCUCCUCUUUCCGCCUCGCCAGCAACUGCAUCCCCCUCUCCUAGGAUCAUCUCAUCUGGUGCUCCUCCUCCACCUCCAUUACCUCCAUGCUCAGGAACAGCUUUAUUUCCCUCUCAUGCAGAAACAACUGUGCCUUCUGCACCUCAAUGUUCAGGCUCAACAACAGUUUCUACCAGUGGAUGCUCAGCACCACCACCACCACCACCACCAUGUCCUCCUAGUUCUACCCAAGCUACGAAUUAUCCGUGUCCCCCACCUCCACCUGCUCCAAAUUUAAAUGGCUUAUCAAAAACUGGUGGUGCUUCUUUGCAGCUGCAUUCAUCUAUCAGUAAUGGAAGCAUACCUGCACCUCCUUUGGGUGCAAGGGGAAAGUUGCAACCAAGGAUGAAUUCAAGAAUGGCCCAAACAAAAAAAUCAUCCCUGAAACCAUAUCACUGGUUGAAGUUAACAAGGGCCAUACAGGGCAGCUUAUGGGCUGAGGCACAGAAACCUGAGGAGGCUUCAAAAGCUCCUGAGUUAGACAUAUCCGAACUCGAGACUCUUUUCUCAGCCGCUGUUCCAAAAUCAGAUCAAAGCACCAGAGGAAAAUUAAAUAGGCGUGGCUCAGUGCUUAAACCUGAUAAAGUCCAACUGAUUGAGCUAAGAAGGGCAUACAACUGUGAGAUCAUGCUGACAAAAGUUAAGGUUCCUUUGUCGGAUUUGAUGAAUUCAAUCCUUGCUUUAGAUGACUCGGCGUUGGAUGCUGAUCAGGUAGAUAAUCUUAUAAAAUUUUGUCCAACCAAAGAAGAAAUGGAACUCCUUAAGAACUACAAAGGUGACAAGGAGAACCUUGGAAAGUGUGAACAGUUUUUCUUGGAGUUGAUAAAAGUCCCACGUGUAGAGUCCAAGCUAAGAGUUUUCUCAUUUAAAAUUCAAUUUUCCUCCCAGGUAUCAGAUCUGAGAAAUAGUUUGAACACCGUGAACUCCACAUCUGAAGAGGUCAGAAAAUCUGUCAAGUUGAAACGAAUCAUGCAAACUAUACUUUCACUGGGUAAUGCUUUAAAUCAUGGAACAGCAAGAGGUUCUGCUGUCGGAUUUCGCCUGGAUAGCCUUCUAAAACUUACUGAAACAAGAGCCCGGAACAACAAGCUGACUCUUAUGCACUAUCUGUGUAAGGUGCUUGCUGAAAAGUUACCAGAAGUUUUAGAUUUUCAUAAAGACUUAGUAAGUCUAGAGGCUGCAACAAAGAUCCAACUAAAGUAUUUGGCAGAGGAAAUGCAAGCUGUUAGCAAAGGGAUUGAAAAAGUUGUACAAGAACUAACCUUGUCGGAACAUGAUGGUGCUGUGUCUGAAAGCUUCUCCAAGAUACUGAAAGAGUUUUAUGGCUCUGCUGAAGAGGAGGUGAAAUCCGUGGCUUCACUUUAUUCUGGAGUGGGAAAAAAUGCAGAUGCACUGGCUCUUUAUUUUGGGGAAGAUCCAGCGCGUUGCCCGUUUGAGCAAGUUGUCUCAACUUUGCUAAAUUUUGUGAGAAUGUUUCAACGCUGUCACGAGGAAAACUGCAAGCAACAAGAACUUGAGAAGAAGAAAGCACAGCAAGAAGCAGAAAACGGCAAGGGUAAGUUGAAUACUUCAAGAAAAGAGUUGGAAAACGAGAAUGUGAUGUCAAGUGCAGUGGUGUCUGAACUACAACCUCAGCAGUAAACUAAAAUCAUCUUUGAAUCAAUCUUCUCACAUCCUCGAGGAUUUGUUACUGGCAUUAGUAGUCUUUCCAUAUUUCAACACAAUAGCAGCACCACAGUUCAAGAAAACAAGUACUGGAGGAUACUGGCAAAGCGAUGAGCGACGACAAAUCAGGAAAACCAUAUAUAAAUGAAAGUAAUCUGAAGUCUGGAAGGCUGAGCCCCUGGGGACGGCAUAAUCGAUGCUGCUGAUGUCCAAUUAACCAUGUAUAGUUUUAUGUAUGUAAAAGGUCUAGUGCAAUGAAUACCAUGACAAAUUAACAACUACCACAUUCAUUAAUUUAGAUUGAUUACCAAGAUAAUUAAAUGCUAACAGAACCCAAAUGCACAUGUAUACUCAUGAGUUCGACAAACUGUCAUUGUUGUCCUCUGAUACAUCAUCUAAUAUUCUGCCAGUGAUGGCUGCCGCUAGUGCGGCUGUGAAGCUCGGGUUCCUUGUCAAGGAAGAAGCCAU
Sesamum indicum (sesame) is the source of this 4902-nucleotide messenger RNA. RefSeq names its product formin-like protein 18. Lineage: Eukaryota; Viridiplantae; Streptophyta; Magnoliopsida; Lamiales; Pedaliaceae. The record is from RefSeq and is a predicted model, not a curated record.